Molecule: messenger RNA, 2349 nt
Organism: Ilyonectria robusta
Lineage: Eukaryota; Fungi; Ascomycota; Sordariomycetes; Hypocreales; Nectriaceae
Product: kinase-like domain-containing protein
Exons: 2
Coding region: 1-2349 (782 amino acids)
Biological process (GO): protein phosphorylation; intracellular signal transduction
Cellular component (GO): nucleus; cytoplasm
Molecular function (GO): protein serine/threonine kinase activity; ATP binding
Source: RefSeq, a predicted model, not a curated record
AUGACUAUCGCCAGCGACCUCACCCACCGAGGGGCCUCCGGCACCGCCCUCACCCUCGAGGACCGAUUUGAAGUGUUGAAGGAGAUUGGCGACGGUAGCUUUGGCAGCGUCGUUCUUGGUAGAGUUAGGACGGCGGGUGCCAAUGUUGCCCGCCGAGGCACUGUGGUGGCCAUCAAGACGAUGAAGAAGACCUUCGAGUCAUUUCAACCAUGUCUCGAGCUCCGCGAGGUUGUCUUCCUCCGCACUCUCCCGAACCACCCUCACCUAGUUCCCGCACUCGACAUCUUCCUGGACCCGUACAGCAAGAAGCUGCAUAUUGCCAUGGAGUACAUGGAGGGUAACCUCUACCAGCUAAUGAAGGCCCGCGACCACAAGUGCCUCGACAACGCGAGCGUCAAGAGCAUCCUCUUCCAGAUCAUGCAAGGCCUGGAGCACAUUCACUCUCACCACUUCUUCCACCGCGACAUCAAGCCCGAGAACAUUUUGGUGUCAACAUCCUCCCACAGUGAAUCCAACAACUCUUUCCGACGGUACUCGGCUCUCGUCACUCCUCCUUCAACGCCUCCCACCUAUACCGUCAAGAUUGCCGACUUUGGUCUCGCUCGGGAGACUCACUCCAAGCUGCCGUACACCACCUACGUAUCAACUAGAUGGUACCGAGCCCCAGAAGUGCUGCUACGAGCCGGAGAGUACUCCGCCCCCGUCGAUAUUUGGGCUGUCGGCGCCAUGGCUGUCGAGAUUGCCACGCUGAAGCCCCUGUUCCCCGGCGGAAACGAGGUGGAUCAGGUUUGGAGGGUGUGUGAAAUUAUGGGAAGCCCUGGAAACUGGUACAACAAGUCCGGUGCCCGCGUCGGCGGUGGAGAAUGGCGCGAAGGUACCAGGCUGGCUGGAAAGCUCGGCUUCUCGUUCCCCAAGAUGGCUCCUCAUUCCAUGGAUACUAUCUUGCAAUCCCCUCAGUGGCCUGCGUCCCUGAGCCAGUUCGUGACCUGGUGUUUGAUGUGGGACCCUAAGACUCGACCGACUUCCUCCCAGGCUCUCGCUCACGAAUACUUCUUGGAUGCUGUCGAUCCCAUGAGACCCAAGUCUUCCGCCUCGAGAAUGCUCGGCCGAAAGCAGUCUGAUCUCAACCGCAGCACCAAGGACUCCGCCGCGACCACCCCGACAUCUUCCUCCAAGCAGUCAUGGUUCCGAAAGUCACUCAUCAACCGUACUGACAGCACCGAAAACGCCAUCGCCCAGGUUCCGGCCAAGGAGGCCACCUCUCCUCGACCCGCACAAGCGCAUGCGGUUACCACAGAACUCCAGGCCCAGGCCUCUGUCAAGCAUCGCGCCAGUGCCGGGAAAAGGACUACCUGGACAAAUGGUCCCUCAAAUGUGGCGCCCAUGGCUAUCCUACCAACGAUCAGGCCCAUCUCACCGAUGUCCGAUGCUGUAACUGCCCGCGCCAACAACGGUUACAACGACUCUUACGCUAACGGACAUGGCCAGGGGAAGUCCAAGAAACUUGGCCGACAGUUGUCUGUCGCAUCAAGCACAAACAACUACACGGAAAUGCACCGUCAGCAAGCCGAACGUGCCCUCAAUGGAAAUUCCGGACUGGCAUCGCCCCCUAGCGGCCAGAAGGAGAGCUUCUUUUCCCACCUUCGGAAGCGUGCACGGCGAUUCUCCGGACGACACCAGACGCCCGUCUCUCCAUCAUACGACGACAUCGAGGCCCAGGCUGGAUGCGGCCCUUGGGCAAGCAACCGGUCCUCCAUGGUUAUUGACCAGCAGCAGCAGCCGGUUCCCGCCCCCAAAUCUGAAGUUUAUGAGUCGCUGGACAAGGCUCUCCGAGACGUUCAGAACAACCUGGACGCCCGGCCUCCCGUACCACCCGCCCAUAACCUGUCUCCCACCAGCAAUCUCAAGCGACAUCACUCCCUUCCUCACCAACAGGCGCGAUCAGUUGAUAACCUCAUCGUUGCUGCGCGCACUGGACCCAUCUCAAGCCGCACGCGCCGAGCCCAUGCUACCCACGGCGUUCACCAGUACGAGGCCCCUGAUGAGGAGGAUGAGCUCCUUGACGAGGCCAUGUCCUCGCCCAGACGCCCCGUGAAGCGGGAGGUGACCAAGCCUCUGCGGCAAUCGGCCAGCAACCUGGGCCUCCAAAACCCAUAUCCCACACCCUCGCCCUCAGCUAGCGGCAACCAGGUUCUCUUUGGAGAAGGCCAGGAGGCUGUGACGCCCAGGCCACUCGAUUUGAGCAAGAAGGCGGAGGGUCAAUACAAGUGGCCCACACCUCCGUACGAGGAGAGUGAGUGGGCAGCGUCGGCAUCCGCCAGCAUCUGGGCUGCCAGCAACCGAUUUUAA